Messenger RNA from Drosophila erecta, 859 nucleotides. Its product is annotated as zinc finger A20 and AN1 domain-containing stress-associated protein 6. NCBI's taxonomy places the organism in Eukaryota, Metazoa, Arthropoda, Insecta, Diptera, Drosophilidae. Gene Ontology annotation, molecular function: zinc ion binding. The transcript has a single exon. The coding region runs from base 192 to 671 and encodes 159 amino acids. The record is from RefSeq and is a predicted model, not a curated record.
AAAGUAUGUAAGUGUGUAGGAAAUGGUUUGAAACUUUGUUUCGAAAGUCAAAAAUCACUGUGGCCGUUCGAAAAUCAUUUUCGGCUUUGACCAACACUGACAUCUAGCAGGUCAGAGCUGCAAAAUUCGAAAAUAUGCUACAAUAGAGCCGAUUUCGGAGCCUGGCUGCGAGAUUCGGUAAACCAGGGAAAAUGGGAAGCGCAGGCGUACCGCAUACCAUCAUCUGGUGCGGCAGUGGUGCAGACCUCCAGCCGCCGAGAUCCGUCCAGCUGCAAGGGGAGAGCCAGCACCUGAAGCAGCAGGAGCAGGAACAGCACCGCCAGCAGCAGCAGCAGCAGCAGGAGCAGGAUCAGGCGCCGGCGGAAGAGCAGGAUUCGAAGGCGGUGAACAGCAAGGAUGGCGCUCCCAGUCAGGACACGUCCGCCGGUUCCGGCCAGGAUCAGGAUCGGGAUCAGGCCCAGGCCCAGGACUCCGCCAAGAAACGCUGCGACAAGUGCGGCAAGAAGCUCGGCCUCACCGGCGGUUUUCCCUGUCGAUGUGGAGGCACCUAUUGCGCCGUCCACCGGUACAGUGACCGCCAUGAGUGCAAUUUCGACUAUCGCGAAAUGGGCGCCAGCGAAAUCCGGCGUGAUAAUCCCGUCGUCGUCGCCAGCAAACUCCGAAAGCUCUAGGUUAGCCAAAAGGAUCUGACCAAACCGAAGCAUGGAAACAUGGCCAAUCUCCUCCUUUCAGUGGCCAAAAGGAUGGGAAAUCUACGGCUGGCUGAGAUUACAAUAAACAGCUGUGCCCAGUAAUUUGGAUCUAGAUUUACAUUAAGAACAGUUGGCAAAAUACACACAUAUCAUCGCAUAUUAAAACA